Messenger RNA from Monopterus albus (swamp eel), 2051 nucleotides. It is a transcript of the gene sema4f, whose product is annotated as sema domain, immunoglobulin domain (Ig), transmembrane domain (TM) and short cytoplasmic domain, (semaphorin) 4F. The record is from RefSeq and is a predicted model, not a curated record. Lineage: Eukaryota; Metazoa; Chordata; Actinopteri; Synbranchiformes; Synbranchidae. The transcript has 2 exons. The coding region runs from base 257 to 970 and encodes 237 amino acids.
UAACUUCCACAUCCAUUUCUCUGUCUCCUGUUCUCCAACUGUCUCCCUGAACUCUCCUCCAGGCCGUUGCUUUUCGCCCCCCAGGGAGCUGCGAGUGUCCAUUGGUCUGCGCCUCCUGCUGCCAUGCGUCCAGCUGUCUCCCAGGCCCUGUAGCUGGGAGCAUCCUCCACACAGACACACCAGGCAGCACCGCUCUGACCUGGAGGUGACUGUCACAGAGGAAAACCUGGGAAUAUACACCUGCAUAUGCCAGGAGAUGGGACCAGGUCUCAGAGAUCCCGUCCCUUGCCAAAGAGCAGCCUAUCAACUGACACUAGAAGACCCCAUUGCUGGAGGAACAGUGGGGAGAGCUGGAAGUCGUCACAUCCUGGCUACAUACAUCCUUUGCUUCUUGGGAGGUUUACUUUUCGGUGUAUUUCUCCUAUACUUUACAACCCGGCAAUGCAGCACAGGCCGCAAGGGCCACCGCCUUCCAGAUAAUUCACUGUCGUCAGAGAAGGGGCGAGACUUGCUGGGCUCCUCAGCUACUCCGCAGUCCCCUAGCAGUGCCAGCUUGCUGUCUGAGGCAUUCCGGCUGACAGACAAACGAAAUGGGACGGCAACCACAACGACAAUGACCCUCCUCAGCAACCAGGGUAAUGGUAGCCACCAUGGUAACAGCUACAGCGGCUCCCUGAUCCGCAGCGACCCAAGCAAUGGCAAUGGGAAUGCCUUGUACGCCAACUGCACCACAGGUAGCAGUGCAAAGUUUGCCUCUGAAAUUUUAGCCACAGACAAGCUGGAUGGAAGGACGGGGGAGAGGGAAAGGCCUGUGGCAGCAGGGAGAGAGUCAGAGCAGGAGGACAAGGUGGAUGAGGGGCUGCGGGAUGGGUUCGGGGAAGGGAUGAAAGGACUAGAGGAGGACCUCGCCAGCUUUCCCAUGUUCAAAUCACCAGCACCACUUGCUCAGUGUGAAGAAAGCUCAAUAUGAAAAGGUGGUAUAAAUAACCUACUGAUUGCACCAUUUGGCGUUAUUCAAAUAAACUGAAGACUCCUGGGAGAAAUGCAAAAUGGCUACUGUCAAAUGCCUUUGAAUGGGAGCUGUGGCAUGAUGAGAGACUACAGAAAUAAAAGGGAAAUGAACGAUAAAUUUAUGUCUAAGCAUGUGAGACAUAUGGAGAGAAGUGCAAGUAAAAAAAAAAUAUUACAGUGUUGGGAUAGACUAUUUAUUGUGAGUCAGUCAGGAUGAGAGCCACAGCUAAAUGAAUGUGUCCAUUGUAAAUAAAACAUGUAAAUAUAAGAAGCGUGAGGUUUACUGUGGACAUGAACGUGAUUGUGCAAAUCAAACAUUACAGAGAAUCAAAGAUGAAAUGUCUAUAUGUGUGGACAUGGAAAAGCCAUAUUGUCUUUUUCCUUAACUUCUGUUUUUAUUUGUGAUUUUGUUAUAUUCUCCUAAUGACACUGCAAAAAAAGUGCAGUGUGAAUCUUUCAGGAUCACUGUACUGUAUCUCUCUCUCUCUGACACACGACUUAAAUCCCAGAACUUUAUGGAUCCAAAGGCACCAAAGGACAGCUGAGCCAUAGCUUGCCCAGUGAGUCUGGGCUUCUAAAUAGAGACAUCCGUAUCAGAGAUGAAGAAUCAUAAAUCACAAAGCCUUUAGAUGGCACUGACUGGGCUGUUCCUGCCUGCGCUGCCACAGAGGUCAGAAGGAUGAUAGGUUAAAGGUCACUUACCAGAUUAAUAUCAGUGUGGAAAACAGAAGAUGCACAACAGAUCCAAGAAACUGUGACAGGACACAUUCACCAUUACUGGUAAGGUAAAAAAAAAAGUUUUAUGUUAAAGAAUGUGAAAUUCAUUUUAACCCCACAGAAUGGAUCAGACAUCAACUUGUUUUGUGAGUGUGGAUUUUAACAUCAAAUGUAUUGUUUUUGAAUGUUUUGUAAUAAAGCCUAAAACGUUGCUCUUACCCUGGUAUGACUGUUCCCAUAGUGUGAAAAUCUGGAUGUGAAAAAGCUUUGAAACAGCAGGUGGUGUGUGUGCUUCUUUGGUGUGGAUCAUACCUGUAAGCGAA